Acaromyces ingoldii is the source of this 4049-nucleotide messenger RNA. RefSeq lists its product as hypothetical. The record is from RefSeq and is a predicted model, not a curated record. Bases 131 to 3787 code for a protein of 1218 amino acids. NCBI's taxonomy places the organism in Eukaryota, Fungi, Basidiomycota, Exobasidiomycetes, Exobasidiales, Cryptobasidiaceae. Gene Ontology annotation, molecular function: zinc ion binding; DNA-binding transcription factor activity, RNA polymerase II-specific; DNA binding. Gene Ontology annotation, biological process: DNA-templated transcription; regulation of DNA-templated transcription. The transcript is spliced from 4 exons.
UGUGGCGCCCGAUCUACCGCCGCCCUUUGCUGACUUGACCUUGCGAGCGAUCGAACCCCUCUCUAACAGCUUGAGGUUCAAGUAGGAGGAGGCUGAUGGCGUAGGUCCGCCAUAGGAAACAAAGUUCGGCAUGGAUGGACAAGAAGGCGGGCAGAGGUACCCUGCUCCUCUCCACCAGAGGCAAGAUGACCUGCCGCCGCUGGCCGCGCCGCCCGCGGUCAUGGAUGCAUCGUCAUCAUCAUCAUCAUCAUCAUCAUCAACUAGACCAGCAGCAAUGAUGUCGUCUGUAGCUCCGUUCGACGGACAAAGCGGGAGCAGUAUCAUCGCAGGCCACGAAGCAUCACUCAUGACACACGGCACGGGUCAGGGAGCCGAGCAGGACGAGGGGGAUGAAGAAGAGGAGGAAGACACAAAAAUUGGACAAGCUGGCUCCAGCACCAGUCCUCCGCUAGUGGCAGAGCGGACAAAAGUGAAGCGUGCCAAACCAAAGAAGAAGAUCAAGAGGACGAGGCACAUCACGAGCUGCUGGCAAUGCAGGGAGAAGAAACAGAAGUGCGACCGAGCAAAGCCCGUCUGCGGGAAUUGCAAGAACAGCAAUUCGAGGGAUGGCAUGUGCCUCUACGCGAACAAUGCCGUGCUAGUUGGCGCAGACGAGACGGAAGAGAGAGACUUGAAGCGAAAUCGAACUUCGCCUGUGGAAGCAUUUGCCUCGCGAGACCCCAGGUUCCAACCAAGUCCACCUUAUGCUCAGGUGGACCCUUCACCGUCGGUCACUGCCUCAUCGGAGCAAUCUGCGCUAACGAAGCGAAGGAUGCAGCUUAUUGCCACAACUGAGGGCAUUGGACGGGAUCGCAGCGUCGACUUUGACGUUCGCGUCCGAUGUGCCCGUGCCGCCGCCAUCGGCAAAGUCCUUUUCGGCGAUUACAAGCAUCGCAAGAGCGACACCCUUGGCCCAUCAUGGUCAUAUUCUUCGUCAUCCACCUACAGCCCUCCUGCGGCUGUUGACUCACUCAAGCUGCCAACGGCCCAGGACAUUGGCCCGCUUCUCGACAUCUACCGCGCCAACGUCGAGUGGAUCUGCAACGUGAUCAUUGUCGAUCUCAACCGGUCCAGGAUCGAGAAUUUCCUGACGUGGUGGCACUCCAAUCCACAGACGCUUCCGGCCGAUCCUCCGCUCGUACCGCUUGUCUUGACCAUACUCGCCCUGGCCAUCCAGGCGAGGAGAACCGUCAAGCGCACCGGCGGCGGUCACUUCAAUGGCUCAACAACGGCAAAGGGCAGAGACAAAGCAAAGGGCAAUCGUUCCAAAAUAAAGCACGAAGCGACCAUGGCUAGUGAGAAUUCAAUGGCAGGCGGCGCUCCUUCGAGCCGAGCGCAGUCACCCGUCCACGAGUGGCUCGAGUCGUGUUCAUCGGAAAGAGAGCUACUUGAAACGGCUGGUCGAUGCGUCGACGCACUCCAGAUUGCCUGUCCAUCCAAUUGGUCGAGCGCCUUCUCGGCCCCCUUGGACCUCGUGCGAGCAAACUUGCUGCGUGGUCUUUGGCACCUCAAUGAGCUCCACCUGCAAUUCGCUGGCUCUUGCUUUGCUGCGACGAUGCGCCUGGCUCAUGCCGCCGCGCUGCACCGUGAUGCACGCCACUGGCCCCACAUGGGCAAAGAAGAGGCCCAGGCAAGGCGCAACAUGUUCUGGAACGUGGUCUUGUUCGAGACGAUCAAUUCCAUGCGCCUCGUACAGCCUCCCAGCGUCAUGGCCGAUGGUUUCGAUACCGAGUUUCCCGACGACCACGAUGCCCUCCUUGGGCUGUACCGUCGUGCAGGCCUCAUCGAGCCUUACAUUCUCGAGGGUCGUCGGAGCAAUCUGCGGGUUCAACCGCCAUCUAAGGCCAGCUUCGAUUUUCACCUGGUCCGUUUCAAGCUUGCCCGCGUUCUCAUUCCCUCUAGCGCCAAGGUCAGCAGCGCAAGCUUCUCCCAGUCCGACAUGGCUGAAGCCUUUGAGACGUGGAAGAGGGAACUGCCUCCCAGUCUCGCCGGCGUGCUCGAUUCGGCAGAGCUUGGAAAGCUGGGCGUAGGAACGCAGAGCAAAGAGCGUCGACGACGGAAGGGGGAUGGGGACGAGGCAAGGGAGCGCGAGGACGACCGCAUCGAGAGUGACGAGCGCGAAACGCGGUACCUCCAAGAUGCCUUUCUACAGAUGCUGUCGCUUGCUACGAGCAUCCAGGUUCAUCGACCACAGGCGGAUGAGACGGGGAGCUGGCGUCCUCCUGAGGGCCAAGCCCAACGGUCCCUCGAGGUGUGCAUCGACUCGGCUCAGCGCCUCAUUUGGCUCAUUUGGGGCGUCGUCACGCGCGAACCAGGACCGCCCUACGUCCUCUACAACUUCUGCAUCUUCUACUGCUUCCAAGCAGCCAUCAUCAUCGCCAUUCAGAGCGCCCUCUGUUCGCCUUACAAUAAUGACGCGUCCUCGAACUCGUCCACGAUCAAGAACAAAGGCAAGAGGACGAAUGUCCGGGGCACCGAGCAGCAGGCCGCUUUUGGCGUAUUAGCACGGCCCAGCCUCGAUCGAGCAGUGAGAGCUCUGGAUCUGAUCUCUACCAAGUUGGGACUGAGGAAUGUGGCCGAACAAGCGGCAAGAUAUGCGGCCACUCUACGCGAGAUUGAUGCGAGGGCUCGGGAGGAAAGCAAUGACGUUGGAUCAGUGCUGACAAAUGCAAACGUGCAAGCACCUGCUGUGGGUGCGCCGCCCCAGAUCAUGGUUGAAGGCGACGGAAGAACGCUGGGAGGUCAAGGCUACCCUUCGAGGCACCCGUCGACUUCUCCAGAGCCGGCUGGUGCCCCUGCUACCGGCCUUACUGCCAAUCAGCAGGCCGUCUCCGAACCACUCAACAACAAUGGCGACUCCUCCAGCAUGAGUAAUCCCGGCAACAAUGCGGCCUCCAUCUUCGAUGACUUUGACUUCGACGUCCGCAAUUACUGGACUGAGGUCUUUGGAGAGCAGCGUCCCCAAGGGGUUUUCGCUGAUCGACCUUUCAUCCAAGCCGAUGUUGGUCAUUUCCCACCACCUGCUCCCUUCACUGUUCCGUCGAACUCAUCCCCGUCGUCUGCCUAUGAGCAGAGUCAUGGACCUGUGCAGCUGCAGAACCAAAGGCAGGUAGGCAGCUCCGCAUCUGCGACGGGGCUUGACCUCCUGGCCGCCCAAGUCGACUUUGCUCGGCCAUCGCCUCACGGUAUCUCCUACGGGCCUUCUAAUCAACAAGCGGCAACACCUUCUCCUGCCACUACGAGACCUGCACCAACGUGGACAUACGGAUACGGACAGCACCAUCCCCAGGCGCCAUCAGUACUUCAACCACAUCCCUCUACAGCUUCGUCGGGAGCCGGUCCUCUCCCGUCUCUAACGGCGCCCGCGUCACACCACUAUCAACAACAGCACCCGCAGGCUCUCCAAGCGUACCAACAGGCGCCACCGACAAUGCGUGACGACGGAAGGCCAGGAGUAUUCCAGCAGUACUUCAUCGACGACCAGCAGCAGCAGCAGCAGCAGCAGCAGCAGCAACAGCAGGCACCUCAGCCUUAUUCGUCGCUCAACGCGGCGAGAAUACCGGUUCGGAAUGGCUCGGACCAGAGCGAAGGUGCAACAGGCGCGGUCUACCCAUCGCACCAUCCAUCGUCAUCUGGAACACCUGGGACGGCGACUACCGGUGCUGCUGCCCAACAGGGCCUCGGAGAGAGCUUUGCGAGCAACUGGAACGAGUGGGAGAGGAUGGCUGAGCGCCUGCUGCAGAAUUGAUUGGUUGAGAGACUCAAAGAAAGUGGGGCCCAGAAAACAGCGGUGAAGAAGAAGAAGAGUGGAAGAGGAAAGAGGAAUGAAGAAAGCGAAAGGUUGGAGGUGAGCGUGAAUCUGAAAGAAAGAGGGUUUCCCUCCUUGCAUGCAUUCUGUAUCGAUAGUCUUGUGUAUUGUCUGUCUCAUUUAAUCAUCUCUGUAGGAGGGCGUCUCUGCCCUCGUUUCCCAUCGCCAUCUGUCUUUGCAAUCGCAUAUCGUUUCUCUCAAG